Messenger RNA from Pistacia vera, 3590 nucleotides. RefSeq names its product F-box protein SKIP23-like. The transcript is spliced from 2 exons. The record is from RefSeq and is a predicted model, not a curated record. Bases 79 to 1284 code for a protein of 401 amino acids. Lineage: Eukaryota; Viridiplantae; Streptophyta; Magnoliopsida; Sapindales; Anacardiaceae.
UUGCUUUUUACAUCAUCUCUGUUUUCUCUUUUUCUUUCCUCUUCACUUCAUUUUGACCUACUUUACCAAAUCGCUGCCAUGAACAAAAAAGACAGAGUCACUCCCGACUGGACCAAAGCCCCUCCAGACGUCCUCGAAGCCAUCGCAAAGCGCCUCCACGCACGAAUCGAACUCCUACGUUUUCGCGCCGUUUGUUCUUCAUUUCGAUCCGGCCUUCCUCGUCCUCCAAGUGUCUUGUUCCCAGACUCAAUUUUGAAGAAGACUGACUUCCUCAAAGGCCCAAUCCCCCGUGAGGAUUACCAGUUUGUCCUCGUGGAGUCUCCAAUUUACGUCGUUGAGCCCAUCGACAAUAUCAACCAUAACCAAAUAUGGUUUGUGGAAGUGCAAGAGGUGACACCAGGUAAAUUUAAAAUGAAAAACCCUUUGAUCCAAAGUUUUUAUGAAGAUCCUUUAAAUAGGUUACCCAAGACAUUUAACUCGCUUGAUUAUCGAGUCAGGGAAGUGAGAAAUUCAUACAUGCUUAAAUCAGUUGCGUAUCAUAAAGGUAAAAGCAAAGUCUACCAUAGCUACUGGGAGGGAUUAGUAAGUCUUCCUCUUCCUUCAAGGGUGAUUUUUACUUCGUUUCUUGAUGAAACUGAUGACAGGUUUGCGGUUAUGACCGCAGUGGAUACAAAAGAGCUGUUUAUGUGGAGGAAUGUAGACAAGAAAUGGAGUAAAAUAAACACUAGAAUUUGUGAGCUUGAUUGUUUUCAGGACAUUAUUUGUCAUAAUAAAAAAUUUUAUGUUAUGCUUACCAAGGCUGGCUUUUUAACGGUGGAUUUCCAAUCUUUGGAGGUUAAUUUAGUUGCAGGGCCGAGAGAGGAUCUGAAAAAUGCAAUUUUGUUCUUGGUGGAGUCACUUAACGAUCUGUUUUUAGUUGCGCAAUUCUCAAGUGAAGGUAUUCAUUGUUUCAAGGUUUUUAAGCUUAAUGAAGAAACACAUGAGUGGGAUUUGGUGGAGGAUGAAUUGGAGUUGGAGGAUAGAGUGUUCUUUGAUGUGGAAUGUAAUCCGUUUUCAGUUUCAGCUAGCGAGUUUCCUGCAUUAAGAGGAAAUUGUAUUUAUUUCUUUAAUUAUGAUUUUCGUGAGUAUGAGGAUCUGGACAUAGAAGAUGUCAGGAUUUACGACCUGAGGACUCAUACUGAUUCAAAACUCGCGGAUUUUCGAGGCUUUUCUACCCUUUUCUGGCCUCCACCAGCUUGGUUGAAGCAGCGAUCUUUUCGCUCAGCUGGUUUAUUACGGAAUUAACAAUCACUAUCCUAACAAUGGGUGUUCUCGUUCCCUUUCCAUGGCUGAACCUUCUCGCCUAAAGGCUCUAGAAGAACUUGUCUCUCAAUAUGGGGCUAGACUGAACACUCAAGAGGCCAAACUUGACUCCCUAUAAGGUAUUUUGAAGGCUAUUACAUUAAAACUGGUUGCCAUUGACACCAAGCUAGAAUGAGGACGACAACAAAAGGAGCUCAUGAGGGACAAUGAUGCGAGUGGCAAUGGCACUCCCCUGCCCGACUCAAGUUCGCAUUCUUCUGGGGUUGCGCCACCUUUUAAGCCUUUCCGAAUAGAGGUACCCCGUUUUGAUGGCACGGAUCCAUGCGGCUAAAGGUUUAAAGCUGAGCAAUUCUUUGAUUACCUUAAUACCCCUACCGAACAAUGGCUAACGAUCUUUUCCUUCCACAUGGAUGGGCCAGCUCUCUCAUGGUAUCGCUGGAUGCAUUCCAAUGGACAGAUUCGUUCCUGACGUUCUUUUCUACAGGAUUUAGAUGUUUGUUUUGGGCCUUUGGAAUUUGUGGAUUACCGAGGGUAGUUGGCCAAACUUACUCAAGCAGGUUUUAUAGUCGCUUAUCAAACAUAAUUUGAGGAACUCUCUAAUCAAGUUUUUGGCCUUCCAAGUACAUUACUUCUAAGCUACUUCAUAUUAGGGCUCAAACUGGAAAUCCAAAGGGAGGUGCAGUCCUUCUGCCUUCACACCCUCAACCACGCCAUGAGUCUCACUCACUUGCAGGAAGACAAGCUGUAGGAUUAACCAUGCCAUGGUUAACUGUUGAGUUGUAUGGUGCUGUCUAUAAACAAUAAGAAAUGUAAUAAGAAAGUCAGUUCGUCUUUUCCCAAAUCUUCUUAUUCUACAUUACUCUUUUUCUCCAAUAUGGUAUCAGAGCGCGAAUUCUUCCGCAUUUCGACCUGAAUUAGGUUAAUGAGACAAUCAAUUUUGUUCUUGUAAAGCUCAAAAGAUUUUAAAAUCUUUCUUGUCCUCACUUUAGUCAAGCUUAUCAAAGCUCAAAGUUCUACAAUUUUAGCUCAAUCAAUCAUGGCGACAUCAAUUGAAGAAUAUGUUAUACCUAUAGUCAAUUCAAAUUCGCCCCUCUAUGUUCACUCUUCGGACACACCAGGAUUUGUACUAGUGUCUGAAUAGCUUGUAGGCACUGAAAACUAUGGGAUCUGGAGUAGAGCAAUGACUGUCUCAUUAUGUGCGAAGAAUAAACUAGGGUUUGUUGAUGGAACCUGUACGAAGUCUUCAAUGCAUUCUCGAUUGGUUCCAUAGUGAGAGAUGUAAUUCAUUAGUUUUAGCUUGGAUUUUCAAUUCAGUUUCAAAAGAAAUCUUUAAUGGAAUUGUUUACUCGAUGACUACUUCCCAAGUUUAGCAAGAUUUAAAAGAACAGUAUCACAAGGUUAAUGGUACUAGGGUUUUUGGGAUUCAUCGUGAAAUUGUGAAUUUAACGCAAGGAACAAACAUUGUGGUGAUCUAUUACAACAAGCUCACGUCGCUUUGGGAUGAGCUAGAUUCUUUGGUCAGCCUACCUACUCUAGAUAGUGUUUCUGCAAAAACAUAUUUAGAACACCUCAAUCAACAAAAAUUACUGCAAUUUUUUAUGGGAUUGAAUGAGUCAUAUUCAGUGGUACAAAGUCAGAUUUUGUUGAUGAAUCCAUUGCCAACUGUAAAACAAGCUUAUUCGGUGGUUAAUGAGGAUAAGAGUCAAAGAAUUUUGACUGGAAUGAAUGCUAAUUCAAAGGUGACCACAACCCUAUAUGCUCAGAACAACAAUAAUAAAAGUCAGUCUCAGGGACAAAGGUACAAAGGCAAGAAGCCAUAUGUUGAAUGUGAUCACUGCCUGGGCAUAAUAAGAGGGAUUCUUGUUAUAAGUUGAUAGGAUAUCCUACGUAUUUCUAGUUUACAAGAGGGAAAACGGGUUCCAAAUCGAAGGCUUUGGCUAAUUAGGUGUAGACUCGGAGUUCAAAUUCAGCAGUUUUAGAUGAUGGCAACAAUAACACAAUGGUUGGACCAGUUUUGACUUCAGAACAAUACAGUCAGAUUCUUCAAUUGCUAAGCAAAGAAUCCUCCGGCCGCUAAUCUUGCAGGUAUUUUUACUGCCCUGUUAUCUUUGUUUGGAUGAUACUGGAUGGAUUGUAGACACAGGGGCCACAGAUCACAUGAAUUUAAACUUUGUACUUCUAAAUUGUCCUAUUGUCAUAGAACCAUCAUUCAAAUCUCUUGUAGGAUUACCAAAUGGAACUAGAACCCUCAUUAAGCAUAUUGAUUCUGUUGAUUUGGCUAAUGGCAU